UAGGAGUACGAGGCGGAGUCGAGUACAGCAGCUCACUUCAGACCAUAGUGCAGCUCCACCGCCAAAACCCAUGCAUCCACCACGCUCCCCUGCGGCUGCCGCCGCGAUGCUCGCGGCGGCGGCGCUACUGACCGUGGCACUGAUGGCCGCCUCCGCCGCGGCGGCGCCGUGGGAGCGGCCGGACGAGGAGGUGCGGCACCUCUACGAGGCGUGGAAGGCGGAGCAGGGUCGCCCGGGCGGCAACGGCGGCGACGACGACGACCGCCUGCGCCUGGAGGUGUUCCGCGACAACCUCCGCUACAUCGACGCCCGCAACGCGGAGGCCGACGCGGGGCUCCACGGCUUCCGCCUCGGGCUCACCCCCUUCGCCGACCUCACCCUGGAGGAGUUCCGCGGCCGUGUCCUCGGCUUCCAGUUCCAGAGCAGCCCCGGCCGCAACGACACGGCGGACGACCUCGCCGACUUCGGCGAUGAUGAGCUGGAGGCAGUGCCGGCCGCCGUCGACUGGCGCAAGAAAGGCGCCGUCACCGGCGUCAAGAACCAAGGCAAAUGCGGUAGGUGCUGGGCGUUCUCGGCGGUGGCCGCAAUGGAGGGGAUCAACAAGAUCGUGACGGGCAAGCUGAUAUCGCUGUCGGAGCAGCAGCUCAUCGACUGCGACCGCAAGAGCCACGGAUGCAAAGGCGGGCGCAUGGAUUACGCUUUCCAGUUUGUGAUCAGCAACGGCGGGAUCGACACCGAAGCCGACUACCCCUACACCGGCCGCGACGGGACUUGCAAGAAAAAGAAGAAGGUCGUGACCAUAAAUUCAUACAGCCAUGUCCCAGCCAACAAUGAGAAGGCACUGCAGGCGGCGGUGGCUAAGCAGCCCGUUAGUGUCUCCAUCGAGGCAGCCGGGCGUGAUUUCCAGCACUACAAAUCGGGAGUCUUCGACGGCGCUUGCGGGACGAAGCUGGACCACGGCGUGACGGCGGUGGGCUACGGCAGGGCCGGCGGCAAGGACUACUGGAUCGUGAAGAACUCGUGGGGCACCAGGUGGGGCGAGGGCGGCUACAUCCGGAUGAGGAGGAACGUGGCCGCGCGCACGGGCAAGUGCGGCAUCGCCAUGGACGCCUACUACCCGGUGAAGAAGCGCAAGACGGGCAUGGUGCCGCUGCUGGAGAUGGUUCUAGAUGCCUAAGGCGCCACCCGAUGAUGGCCCCCUUGCUAUAUGGACUCACGAGAGGCACCCGUUCAGUCGACGUUUACACUUGCUCUGCGUGUGGUGUGCUGCCUGUGUGUGCGACCGUAAAUAAGCUAUGAAUAAGGGAUUUGUGUAGUUAUUACACUUACAAAUAAUCUGUUGUGAGAUGAGCUUAUGUAAAAUGUAAUGUAUGGACUUAUUAUAAAUGAAUAAACUCGUGAGUCGGCCGUACUUGUACGUGCAUUUCAGUA
This is a messenger RNA of Panicum virgatum (switchgrass), 1431 nucleotides long. RefSeq names its product ervatamin-B-like. The coding region runs from base 71 to 1177 and encodes 368 amino acids. Gene Ontology annotation, cellular component: lysosome. Lineage: Eukaryota; Viridiplantae; Streptophyta; Magnoliopsida; Poales; Poaceae. The record is from RefSeq and is a predicted model, not a curated record. Gene Ontology annotation, molecular function: cysteine-type endopeptidase activity. The transcript is spliced from 4 exons.